Messenger RNA from Zonotrichia albicollis (white-throated sparrow), 2465 nucleotides. It is a transcript of the gene ENO2, whose product is annotated as enolase 2. Gene Ontology annotation, biological process: glycolytic process. NCBI's taxonomy places the organism in Eukaryota, Metazoa, Chordata, Aves, Passeriformes, Passerellidae. Gene Ontology annotation, molecular function: phosphopyruvate hydratase activity; magnesium ion binding. Gene Ontology annotation, cellular component: phosphopyruvate hydratase complex. The record is from RefSeq and is a predicted model, not a curated record.
ACAUGCUGCUGUCCCGGCCCUAUCAGGGGCGUCUCCAUCCUGCUGCUGCCGCCACCGUUGGCUUAGAGGACACAUCAUCUCCCCUUGAGGUCCUGCAUCCCUCCUCAGCUCCGUCCUCUCUCCUUUCUACCAGCACUUUCUCAAUUUUUCGUCCAGCCCUGCCCUAGGAAGACUCACCAUGGCGGUCGAGAGGAUCCAUGCCCGUGAGAUCCUGGACUCCCGUGGGAACCCCACCGUUGAGGUGGACCUCUACACACACAAAGGCAUGUUUCGAGCAGCCGUCCCCAGUGGAGCGUCCACUGGUAUCUACGAAGCGCUGGAGCUGCGAGACAAUGACAAGUCACGUUUCCUUGGAAAAGGGGUCCUGCAGGCCGUGGAUCAUAUCAACAGCACUGUCGCCCCAGCUCUCGUGGGCUCUGGCCUCUCUGUUGUGGAUCAAGAGAAGAUAGACAAUCUGAUGCUUGAGAUGGACGGCACAGAGAACAAAUCCAAGUUUGGUGCCAAUGCUAUCCUGGGAGUUUCUCUGGCCGUGUGCAAGGCGGGAGCUGCAGAGAAGGAUGUGCCCCUGUACCGGCACAUCGCUGACCUGGCCGGCAACUCCGACCUCAUCCUGCCUGUGCCAGCUUUCAAUGUGAUCAAUGGAGGUUCCCACGCAGGCAACAAACUGGCCAUGCAGGAGUUCAUGAUCCUGCCCGUGGGAGCCGAAAGCUUCCGCGAUGCCAUGCGCAUCGGGGCUGAGGUCUAUCACAACCUCAAGAGCGUCAUCAAGGAGAAGUAUGGCAAAGAUGCUACCAAUGUGGGUGAUGAGGGAGGCUUUGCUCCCAACAUCCUGGAAAAUAGCGAAGCUCUGGAGCUGCUCAAGGAAGCCAUUGACAAGGCGGGCUACACAGACAAGAUCGUCAUCGGCAUGGAUGUGGCAGCCUCCGAGUUCUACCGGGAUGGCAAAUACGACCUGGACUUCAAGUCCCCAGAUGACCCAAGCCGCUAUAUCUCUGGAGAUGAGCUGGGAGACCUCUACCAAAGCUUUGUGCGGGAUUACCCAGUGGUCUCCAUUGAGGAUCCCUUUGACCAGGAUGACUGGGAGGCCUGGUCUAAGUUCACUGCCAAUGUGGGGAUUCAGAUAGUGGGAGAUGACCUGACAGUGACAAACCCUAAGCGCAUCGAGCGGGCUGUUGAAGAGAAAGCCUGCAACUGCCUCCUGCUCAAAGUCAACCAGAUUGGAUCUGUCACAGAGGCCAUCCAAGCCUGCAAGUUGGCCCAGGAGAAUGGAUGGGGUGUGAUGGUGAGCCACCGGUCUGGGGAGACCGAAGACACCUUCAUUGCUGAUCUGGUUGUAGGGCUGUGCACUGGGCAGAUAAAGACGGGUGCACCCUGCAGGUCUGAACGCCUGGCUAAGUACAACCAGCUCAUGAGGAUUGAGGAAGAGCUUGGCGAUGAAGCACGCUUCGCCGGACACAACUUCCGCAACCCAAGUGUUCUUUGAACAUCGUCCCCAGGGCACAGCCACCCUGCUGCUCUUUCCCACCUCACAGACUCUGAACCCCCCUUUCCCUCCACUGCUCCCUUUUUUGCUCUUUCUCCCCACUCUGUCACCUCGAAACCCCUUGAGUUCAGGUGUCCCUGGCUAACUGUACCCAGGCGAAGGAUGAGAGAGCGGCCCACACCCUGUCCCUUGCUGUGGGCUCAUAAGCAUUCCUGGACCUAGGCAUUGUGUGUCUCUGUUGUUUGUGCAGGGCCUCACCUGGGCCGCUCUGCUCCAUGCAAGACUACGGGAGCGGGUGCCCAGCGUGUCCCUGGUGCUGAAGCAUGUGCAGUGACCAUCCGUGUGCUCGGACACUGCGGCCGCGUCCAGCCGGGCGCUGCCAGUGCUCGCUCUCGUUGUGCUUGUGUGUGGGUGUGUGCCUGUGUCCUACAGCGUCCCUGUGCCCCGAGCGUGUGUCUGCACUGAGCCCUGCCAGUGUCGUGUUGGGCUGUGCUGUGUUGGGCUGUGCUUGCCAGCAGCUUGGUGUUGAGGUGCACUGCUGUCCCACCCUGGGUGUGUGUGCUGUCAGUCUGUGGCACUGCUGUCCCACCCUGGUGUGUGUGUGUGUGUGUGUGUGUGGUCAGUCUGUUCACUGCUGUCCCACCCUGGUGUGUGUGUGUGUGUGUGUGUGUGUGUGUGUGUGUGUGUGCUGUCAGUCUGUGCACUGCUGUCCCACCCUGGUGUGUGUGUGUGUGUGUGUGCUGUCAGUGUCUGGCUCAGCACACAGAACUGUGGGGCAAUAGAUUAAAGCACAUCCGUAAACAAAGCCACGCUCUCAUCUGCUUCUUGUGACUUCUCUCUCUCUGUUCCCUUCCCCUCCUGCACUCCUUCACCCUCCCCUCUGCCCAUGAUGUCUGCUUCACCUUCUGGACAGCCCCUGCUCAGCUGACCAACAGACAAACUACAGAUCCCUAAACUCUAUUAAAAUGUGUUUCACACCUGA